Molecule: messenger RNA, 324 nt
Organism: Haemonchus placei
Lineage: Eukaryota; Metazoa; Nematoda; Chromadorea; Rhabditida; Trichostrongylidae
Source: the annotation of a GenBank genome assembly
AGUGAGAUUCGAAAAGGUGAAAGAUUGUCGAGAGCAUGUCUCACUGGUUGUAAUCUUCCGUCCUUUGCACUCCCGCCAACAUGGAAGAACUUUUUUCCAGAUGUUGGCGAUGAUGAAGUGGGUGUGGCGAUCGCAGCCCCUCCUCGAGAAGGCGAAGCCAAUGAAGAACUCAUCAGUUACAUGAGAGGUGUUUUAGGACUGAAGAAGAGUGAGCUCGUCCUAGAUAAGGGCGGGAAAUCUCGCUCGAAGACAUUACUCAUCACUUCAUCUCGAAUUUCCUCGGAUGAGGUCGUCGCUAAAUUGAAGGCUGCUGCUGAGAACUGA